This is a messenger RNA of Trichoderma harzianum CBS 226.95, 808 nucleotides long. RefSeq lists its product as hypothetical. The record is from RefSeq and is a predicted model, not a curated record. Lineage: Eukaryota; Fungi; Ascomycota; Sordariomycetes; Hypocreales; Hypocreaceae. The coding region runs from base 145 to 579 and encodes 144 amino acids. The transcript has a single exon.
CGGGUUUCCAGCAGAUGCUGUCCCUUUCUGGCAUAUGUGUUUCUGGGCCACGGUACUUGACUUGUUCUACUGGGUAGCAGCGCGACUCAUUGUACUCCCGAGAACCCUGUUUCCGGUGCUGACCGGGUCCUGCAUGGCUCUCCAAUGCUUACAAGCCCAAGCACAAGCACCUUGCAGACUUGUUUCUUUCGUUUGUUUUGUCCGCCUUGCCUCGCGCUCCACCAGCCAGCCCUCCCGCAAUCCACGCGGUCCAGUGACGAGGGUUUGGGACCGGCCCAUGUACACCCUUGCUCCCCAGAAGCGUCCGAUGGGCUUGAGUGUGGGGGCGUGCUUGUAUCAUUCUUGUCCGCUCCCAUCCUAGCCCAUGCACACCUCUCGGCCCUGUCUGUUCCUUUUUCGAGUCGACAAUCCAGUACAAGCAGAGCCCUUGUCCUGCACACGCCUCCGUCCUGGACAUGCUCCUACCUAGUACCAGAAUGCUCUACCGUACACUACCGAUCACUCUUGUACCUGGACCUUGUCACCUUGUCUCCCGGCUCCCGCUCGUUGUCGACUCUAGGCUACGAUGCAGAGCUAUAAGGCUGCGAUGCCUCGUCUCUCUUCACCCUACCUACAUCCACAUCCACAUCCACAGUCACAAUCCCAUCUCCUACCAUAGCCAUCCGGCAGUUUCCUUUAGAGAUCGGUUUCCUUGCCUAGUUUCCUAUUCCUAUUUUGGUCCUUGUCUGUUCUUUCAUCUGUCCUACUCCUUUCUCUUAGCAUUGCUCGUCUUAUAAAGAGCUAUCCCGCCAUCUUGGAGACCAACCGC